Messenger RNA from Colletotrichum gloeosporioides, 441 nucleotides. RefSeq lists its product as uncharacterized. The transcript is spliced from 2 exons. NCBI's taxonomy places the organism in Eukaryota, Fungi, Ascomycota, Sordariomycetes, Glomerellales, Glomerellaceae. The record is from RefSeq and is a predicted model, not a curated record. Bases 1 to 441 code for a protein of 146 amino acids.
AUGGCUCAACAGACUAAGCAAGACAUUCAAGACGCGCUCCUGCGCAUCCAUGAGGAGCAUCCAGAGGAUUGGAACGCGUUUGAGCAGGCCAGUCGUCAAGUCCUUGCUGAGAUGGGCACUCAACGCGCCCUCGAAGAGAACCAGGCUGUCCUCAACACUAGUCAAGGAGAGGCAGACACUCACUCCUUGGAGACCGACUCCGCUCAGAACAACCCUCGCGCGGCCACAGCUACUGCCUCAAGCAGGGCCUCAGCUCACACUAAUGUGAGUGAGACUCACAUCAGGCCGUACCGCUGCACUGUCCCUGGCUGCGUUAAACGUUAUCAGCACGUUCGGUCGCGAUACCGUCACUACCAGGAGGACCAUAAUGGUGUGGCUAUCCCUCCCAGUACUGAUGGUGUUGUCUUGGACACACCCAAACAUGGAGAACAGACUGCCUGA